GUGGAGCUGAUACACUAUUGUGAAGUGUUGCGUGAUUGCAUGCCAUGUAACAUGCGCAUAUUUACGUUGCACGAGAAUUUGGCGCCGGCAUUAACACAACAUAAUUCCGCCUAAUUUGUACAAGGACAAUAUAAAUUCUUAUAGUUGAAUGCUCAUUAGAACAUUUUUGUUGGUAUUUCACGAGUAAGAUGGAUAAAGAAAACGUGUACAAAAGAAAUAACGCUCAAUUUUCAAAAUCCGAUGAAGAGAACGACUGCGAUGUAGUACACACUUCACAGCCAACAGCGAAAAAACUUAAACAUGCAAUGGAACCAAUCAAUGUCAAUCCCGGUCAAACAGAAUCGUACAAGGAUCAUCAAAAACAAAUCAACGAUUUUGUUGAUAAUUUAGACGAUUUCUUUGGUGAUGACGAGGAGGACGAAUUAGGGCUACACUUGGAAAGUCCGAAAGAUGAGAAUGCUGAUAGAAUUGUUGCAAUUUUAUUUAAAAUUGCAUGUACUUUUUUGCAGCUGUAUAUGCUUGAUUUAAGUAACUGGAAGAGAUGCAAAAUCACGUCCGUACUAAACGAAACCCAGUCUAUUACCAUAGUGGUGGAAGAACAAAAUAGUGGUUCGAAAGCGAAAUGCAUCGUACAGGCACCAUGGACUUCAUUGCGAUUUUUGGAAGGAGAUUUCGUAUCGCUGAAUGGAAGUUACGAUCGUGCCACUAAUUCAUAUCAUAUAAACAGUCAGGAUGGGAUGAUUGUUACCCAUCCGGAUAAUCUGGUAUCCGGAACAACUGUCGUGGGAGCACUAUAUUGUCAGCGUCGAGGUGUACUACAGGAGCGCUUCCGUGGCAUUGACACAGAUAGCAAAAUAAUGACCAUUGGAACAAUAAUCCACGCAUUACUACAAAAGACAUUGAGGAACAAGAUAACUGAUAUUAUGGACAUAAUUCAGUUGGGCGAAGAAUACAUCAAUUCAAAGGAAAUGGCGUCAACACUUUUUGCAUGCCAAAUGAGCAGAGCAGAGGCCGCGAAAGAAGUUGAACAGUUUUAUCCCAAGAUUCAUGAUUUCUUGAAAAAACAUUUCCAUAACCAGCCGUCUAGUUACAAAUCAGAUCUACAGAUUCACUCAAUAAAGGACAUUGAAGAGAACAUUUGGUGUCAUCAGCUUGGAUUGAAAGGAAGGAUUGACGUAACUGUUGAAGCCAAAUGUGACGAACGAGACCGAAUCCAAACAAUGCCUUUGGAGUUAAAAACAGGUCGAGCAAGCUUUUCUGCCGAACACAAAGGACAGAUCGCAUUAUACGAAAUGAUGAUGAACCUUGUUGGUCAUCACGUAGAGAAAGGGAUUCUACUGUAUCUUCGCGAGGGCAAAUGUGCUCCAGUCUCGAGCAAUCGUAACAUUAGGCGUGAUUUGAUCAUGCUACGUAAUGAGGUAGCCUAUUACUUAUCAAGAGGGCUUUCAAACACUAGCAGCGAAACGUUUGAUAUAUCUAAAGAUGUACUACCAUUACCAGCUCCGCUAAACAAUCAACAUGUUUGUUCGCGCUGUCCUUACAGUGUGAUUUGCACUGCCUUUUUGAAGACUGAAAAAAUAGAGCUUCCUGAAGGGCAUUCUAUCAAAUUAAUUGCAGCGGAAUCUUUGCGUCAUUUAACUGACGCACACAUUGAUUAUUUCAUUCGAUGGGUUGGUCUUAUUUUUUUGGAAGAUGAACAAGCAAAACGAAGUUCCCAAAUAAAACAUCUAUGGACCAAAAGCCCUGCCGACCGUCACAAAACUGGGCGUGCUGCUAUCAAUUUAAAACUAGUCGGAAGAGUUUUUAGAGCAGGUGACGAAUGCUUUCACACGUUUGCACUGGAGUCAAAUCAGAAUGACACAAAUAACGACUAUCAGAUACAAGCACCUUACUAUCUUUCACAGUAUUUCGAAGUGAACGAAUAUCUUAUAUGUAGUACCAAUACAAGAAUCGCUGUCGCAGCUGGUCGUGUAGUUGGAGUAGGGAAAGGAGAAGUCACUAUGUCUCUAGAGCGAGACCUGAGUCAACAUUAUUCACAUGAACUUUUCCAUUUGGACAAGUAUGAAUCUCAUUCUUCGACGACAUUCAAUUUGACAAACAUCGGAGUACUUUUGGAUAACACUGAACGGUCUGAAACUCUAAGGCGAAUCAUAAUAGAUUGCGAAAAACCAACCUUCACUCGAACUGUUCCUGUGGAAGUGGCAUCGCCGGCAAAACAGAUCUUACAAGAUCUUAACAAACAACAAAAAAUUGCAGUUCUGACAGCCAUUGGUACAAAAAGUUUUUGUCUGUUCAAAGGACUUCCAGGGACGGGAAAAACAAAAACAGUUAUCGCGCUCAUACGUCUGUUAGUGGCUAUGGGUAAAACCGUGCUCAUUACUAGUAACACCCACUCUGCCGUUGAUAAUGUGCUCAAACGUUUGAUUCCUCACAAUAUCAAAUUUUUACGGCUAGGUGUCUCUUCCAGGAUAGAUCCAAACCUGAAAGAUUUUUCAGAAGAUACAGUGACACAACAUUGUUCAACGCCAGAACAAAUUACUGCUGUAUACGAUUCGUUUAAAGUGGUCGGAGUUACUUGUUUGGGCUCCGGUCAUUCGAUGUUGGUUCAAAGGCGUUUCGAUUUCUGCAUUGUAGACGAGGCAACGCAAGUUUUUCAAUGCGCUGUACUAAGACCGUUGUUGUUUUCCGAUAGAUUCGUUUUAAUCGGUGACCCCGAUCAGUUACCUCCAGUAAUAAUAUCACGCAAAGCCAAAGAACUUGGAGCUGAAGAAAGCCUUUUCUUUCGACUGGACACCGAUCAGUCGUGCUGCGUUCUGCCAACUCAAUAUCGCAUGAAUAAAACCAUCACUAGACUGGCCAAUGACUUCUCCUACAAGGGGAAACUAUUGUGUGCCAAUGAAGCAGUGGCAAAUGCUACACUAAAGCUUCCACGCGUACAAAUCAUGCAACAAAAGCACAAACUAGAAAAGUGGCUUUUGAGAGCCACCGCUUCCCAGUUGGAGUUGUCGGUUGUGCUGAUAAACACAUUAAACACUUUUAAAAGUAGUAAGGCGUUUGACACCGGCCGCAAAAGAAAGUAUACCUAUAAUCCGAAAGAUGAGCACGAGGAAGAAACGGCAUCGAAGGCGAUUUAUGAAAACUAUUGUGAAGCUGCCAUUGUGUUUUAUACUAUCAUGGCCCUAAUCGAGUGUGGCCUUGAAGGUAGUUCAAUUGGUGUGAUUGCCCCUUUUAGAGCACAAGUUGAAUUGCUGCGGUACUAUCUUCAAUUGCUUAAGAAACUCUAUGAAAAUGAAAACGAAAAUACACCUAGAGAUUUGGACAUUGAAGUAAACACUGUCGACCAGUACCAAGGAAAAGAUAAAGAUGUUAUACUGUAUUCUUGUACAAGAUCGAUCAAUCCUGAUUUACCAUCCCAAAAUGAAGCUACUGCCAGCGAAUACGAGAUCCUACAAGAUAAUAGGCGAUUGACAGUGGCAAUAACACGCGCUAAGAAAAAACUGAUUAUCGUAGGCGACACGCAAAGCCUUGAAGUGUAUACUCCAUUCAGUAAUCUCUUCCGGAGUAUUUCCGCUGCGGGCAAAAUCACACUGCAGGACCGAUCUUUCGGGUUUGAUUGGACUGGUGUGUUCAACACCCUUGAUGCACUUCAUGACUGUGAAAAAUAAAUUACUAGUUUGAAAGAU
Molecule: messenger RNA, 3683 nt
Organism: Topomyia yanbarensis
Lineage: Eukaryota; Metazoa; Arthropoda; Insecta; Diptera; Culicidae
Gene: Dna2
Product: DNA replication ATP-dependent helicase/nuclease DNA2
Exons: 10
Coding region: 189-3665 (1158 amino acids)
Biological process (GO): replication fork reversal
Cellular component (GO): cytoplasm
Molecular function (GO): single-stranded DNA helicase activity; 5'-flap endonuclease activity
Source: RefSeq, a predicted model, not a curated record